This is a messenger RNA of Mesocricetus auratus (golden hamster), 1550 nucleotides long. RefSeq names its product protein NipSnap homolog 3B. The record is from RefSeq and is a predicted model, not a curated record. NCBI's taxonomy places the organism in Eukaryota, Metazoa, Chordata, Mammalia, Rodentia, Cricetidae. Gene Ontology annotation, cellular component: mitochondrion. The transcript is spliced from 5 exons. Bases 86 to 829 code for a protein of 247 amino acids.
CGACCAGGCGGGCGCGCGCGCGCACCGGGAAGCGGGAGGAGUCCCGGAACCCCGCGGCCGUCUCCUGCGCGCCCCAGGACGCGCCAUGCUCGCACUGGGAAGCUGCCUGAGGAAGGCGCUGGCCCUGCGGGCGCUGGCGCCUCAGGUAUGUUCACCUUUUGCUACAGGUCCCAGGCAAAGCGAUGGGACAUUAUAUGAAUUCCGCACCUAUUUCCUCAAGUCCUCAAAAACGAAGGAGUUCCUGGAAAACUUGAAGAAAAAUGUUCACCUCCGGACUGCUCACUCUGAAUUGAUUGGAUAUUGGAGUGUAGAAUUUGGAGGCAGAACCAACAAAGUAUUCCAUAUUUGGAAGUACGAUAACUUUGCUCAUCGAACUGCAGUUCGCAAAGCCUUGGCCAAUGAUAAGGCGUGGCAAGAACAAUUCCUCAUCCCAAAUUUGACUUCCAUUGAUAAACAAGAGAUUGAGAUUACCUACCUGGUACCAUGGUGCAAAUUGGGAAAGCCUCCCAAGGAAGGAGUCUAUGAGUUGGCUACUUUUCAGAUGAAGCCUGGAGGCCCAGCUCUGUGGGGCGACGCAUUCAAAAGAGCGGUGAAUGCCCAUGUUGACCUUGGCUACUCUACUCUAGUCGGUGUUUUCCACACUGAAUAUGGAGCCCUCAACAGAGUUCACGUUCUGUGGUGGAAUGAGAGUGCAGACAGUCGUGCAGCUGGGAGACACCGGUCUCAUGAGGACCCCAGGGUCGUAGCUGCUGUUCGGGAAAGCGUCAACUACCUAGAGUCUCAGCAGAACAUGUUCCUGAUCCCAACAUCCUUUUCACCACUCAAGUAGUUUGGGACCUGACAUGGGCCAUCGUGGUCACUAACGUGAGGUGUGUCUACAGCGGAUGCUCAUGUCUCCCGAGAAAAUCCGUCUGUCUGUUGUCUGGAGGAGGUGGUGAGCCACUUCACCCUGCCCUCUGCAUUGAAGGCUGCCUGUGGCCCUGACUACCAGCAGUUCUGGAAGUGUCCUGUUCGUUUCCCCAUGCCGUUUCAUGUCACCAGAUAUGAGAAAGAGUUGCCUUCACUCUGUGACACUGGUACAUUAUUGUUCCACAGUAUCUUGUCUGCUGCGAUUUUAUGACUCAUUGCUGUCUUAUAUUCAAAUAACAAUUUUGAAAUAUUUUUAAAUUAGCUAAAUACAGUGUCUGUUAUUUGAUCAUGUUCAUUUUUUCCUGAAAUUUAAAAAUAUUUUUUAUCCAAUAAUGUUUGCUUUGUGAUAUCAAAUGGGAUUCAUAGAAAUAUUAAAUCUAGUAUUUGUCUUUAUGCAUUUCAAAAGUAUAAUAUCAUAUCAUCUGUAUUAAUUAUUUCAUAUUAAUUAUUAAGUCAAAGUAGGAAAAUAAUAUAUUCUGGAGACUUGUUGCUGGAUAGUAUAGUUUUACCAUGUUUGUUUUUAAUUAACUUUUACUAUUUUUUACUUUACCUUGAAUCACUCAGAAAGAAUCUGAUACUUUUUAUUUCAAUGAAAUCUUUAUAAUUGGAAAUCUUUGACCUAAUAAAAGCCUUCACACCCA